Patella vulgata (common limpet) is the source of this 2527-nucleotide messenger RNA. RefSeq lists its product as uncharacterized. The transcript is spliced from 6 exons. The record is from RefSeq and is a predicted model, not a curated record. Bases 45 to 1340 code for a protein of 431 amino acids. Lineage: Eukaryota; Metazoa; Mollusca; Gastropoda; Patellidae.
GGCUGGUGAAGACUUAGACAUAGAAGAUUGUGUAAUAAUAAAGCAUGGCGAUAUAUAAUUUCAUGUCUUUUAUGGUGAUUAUGUUUAUGGUUCACUCGUAUGGAAAUGGACAAAUGAUCAAACAGAAAUUUCUGUGUAAUUAUUUUAACAGCGAAUAUUCUAACUGUACAGGAUUAAGUCGUAGUGAGACCCUAAGUUGUGAUCCAUACUACGUUAUCAUGAUAACUAAUGUUUCACUUGGUUAUUACAAUGAAACAGAAGAACAGACUUGUUGUCAGAAGAUACCAGAUAAUAUCUGUACCGUAGAAGUAAAUAAGGAGAAUAAUCUCGGAUACUAUUAUUACUAUGCAUCAUCAUGUGCAUUAUCUCAUACAUGUGUUAUAGAUUUGAAUUAUUAUUAUGGUUUUCUCAGUAACGACAAUAAUUGUUCAUUCACACAAUUACUGACCUACACUGAAUACAUGUGUGUUAGUAAUACAUCAAUUUUAAAUAUGACCAAACCUGGGAUGAACCACAACUUGAACAGUUUCUCUUUGGCUUAUACCAUAGAUCGUUAUCCUGAGAUUGAUAACCAUUUCUACUGUAGUUGUGAGAUCACAGUGGAUGAUGAUGAUGUGUAUAUUUAUACCACGGUCUCGUUUCUUGGACUUAAUGUUGUUUAUAAUACUAGUGUGACGAUUUAUAGUCCAAAUCAUACAGUUCGUUAUGACGUGAACAACACGGACAUGACCAAUGUUGAUAACUUUGGGUACAAACAUCUGCUUUAUAAACAAUUAAAACAGACAAAGGGUCCAAUUUAUCUGGUGUAUGAAGGUGAUGAACUACAACCUUAUAUUGAUAAGAUAUGGAUUGAUUUUAAAGCGUCUAAAGGUCGUCUCAACGUCAACUGUAAAGGCUGUCGGAGUGGUUAUUCUAUACCACCAGUAUUUAACGUUCCACCAACAGUUCAAAUGACAGAUCUCAAAGGUACAAUGGGUACUACAUCACCUAUCAAUAAAACUGCUCUAAUUAGUGUUCUGGUCAUCAUUGCUGUACUCGGGCUUGUGAUGAUGGGUGUUGUUUUUUAUAAGAAACGAAAAUGUAUCAAAGACAAAAUCGAAACAGCUAAAUAUAUCCCAACAAAAUCGGAGCCGGUGUCAGAUGUACCGACAGCAUCAAGAACGGUGUCAGAAAUAGAAACAGUAUCAGGAAACGUCUCAAAUAUACCAACAGUGUCAGGAACUGAUUCUUUACCGCCAGUAUCAGGAGAUGGGUCUGAGAUGUACGAUACACUGGAAAUGAAUAACCAACUAGUUGAUGUCUAUUCAGAAUAUACCGACAGUCUUAAAUUAACAUUCUGAUUGAAACUAUGUCCAUGUUUUUCUUGGUAUUUUCUUUCUACUGUGUUGUUUUGUGCAUGUAUAUAACAUUGCCUCGUUAUAUUUUAUAUUUUUAUCAUUGCUUGAUAAAAAAUAGAGAUGCCUUGUUGAAACCUCGCCCAGUAAUAAGCAGUAAUUGUAUUCCUUAGAAUUGUGACGUGUGUAUGACACACGGACUUAGUCUGUAAAUAUUGGUACCAUUGCAACAUGUCUACGGACUUAUUUCUAUUGUAAAUAUUGACACCAUGGUAACAUGCCUACGGACUUAUUUCUAUUGUAAAAAUUGAAACCAUGACAACAUGUCUACGGACUUUGUUGUAAAUAUUGAUACUAUGGCAACGUGUCCAUGGCCUUAUACCGUAUUUUGACAUGGAGGACAACUUGUAUAUAUUUAAUGGAGUGGACACCUUUUGAUAGAUCGGAUACUAUGUAUAAAUUUUAUAGAGCAUUAUAUAUUUGAUACAGCUGGCAACUUGUAUAUAUUUGAUACAGCUGGCAACUUGUAUAUAUUUGAAACAGCGGGCAUCUUGUGUAUAUUUGAUGUAGAUACUUGAAUUAAACUUUCUAUAAUUGAUAGAGUGGGCGCCUUGUGUAUAUUUGAUACGAGUGAGCAGCUUGUGCAUAUUUGAUGUAGAUGCUUGAAUUAACCUUUAACUAAUUGUUUAAUCAGUUUUAUUCAUUGUUCUUUUGUUGUUAUAUUUGUAUCUUAUUUGUUGCUAGAUAAAUGUAAACUAUUCGCCGUUGCACGGGUGCCUUCUAUAAUUUUAAUUUUAAGUUAAAAAUUUGGCAGUAUUUCCUUAAGGUCCUGAAAAGUAAUGUAUGCUCUCUUCGUAAUACCCAUAAUAACACAAUGACCUGUACAUAUCAAUUGUAUCAAUAAAUAGUCAUUUAAAUACAAAAUAUAUAUCAUCAUUAAAUUACUUGUAAAACGGGUUAUCGUGAACUUAUUUGAGACCGUUCCGUUGCUUUAUAUGCAACGGGAAAUGUUGGCUGUUCGGAUAAACUGCCCCCUCCCCCACCCAUGGCGUCUUCAUUAGCCCUGUUAGGACUGACAUGUACGCAAGCAUAUAAAUUUAUAUCUUAUUGAUCAUUAUUGUUAUUUUAUUUUAUAUAGUAUUAUUAUUAUUAUUAUUAUUAUUAAGAUUUUGUAUUUUGUUAUAUAUAUUAUU